CAAUAAAGGACCAUUUACAGCCCUUCACAUAACCAUAGCCAUAAUGAAAUUCCUGGUGGUUAUCUCUCAGCUUCUUUUCUGCUGUACAGGUUAUGGAACUGUUCAAUGGAAGAAUCGAUCAGAAGAUGGGCCAUACUUGGAACAGGCAUUACCCUCCAUAACAACAGGAGGAAAGAACCCCACUUUGGUGUGCAUAUUGAGAGGUGGAGUUGUUACCCACCAUGUCCUGUCUUGGUACCUUCAAAUAAAAGCGAAAGAAAUCCAGUUCCUUGUGAGUCACAGAGAGAAUAGCAGCCCAACAUAUGGAGCUGGAGUGACAGAGAGGUUCAUUCCUGAAGUUGAGCCAUUGUCUAAUGCCUUUACACUGACUAUUGGCAAUGUAGAGAAUUCAGAUGAAGGAACUUAUUACUGUGCCAUAUGGUUCUCCUAUAAGUACAUCUUUGGAGAAGGCACUGUUGUUAGAGUACAAGUCUUUAAGGAUACACAGAGACCACAAAUGACCAUUCUUGGACCAUCUCUGAUGGAAAUUCAGCUUCACCGCAGUGCAGCUUUCCUCUGCCAUGCUGCAAAGUUCUCACCUAAUGCUUUACGUAUAAAGUGGCAACUAAAUAAUCAGUCCUCACAAUACAGACCAUACACCUACCCAGCUCUUCAGACUUCAAUCGGUACUUUUGAUCAAACGUCAGAAAUGACAAUACCAGCUGCAUUAUGGGACCAAGGAGCUGAGGUGACAUGCAUAUUAGAACAUGAGACAGGUGUGCAGCGUUUAAGCACAAGAGCUAUUAAAAAACAAAGAGCAUGUAAACCAGAGAGAUUCUCAAAUGAUGGCAUGAAGAAUGCUACAACUGAAACAGAAGGAAAUCUAGCAAGUUUUGGGGGUAAUGCUGAGAUGCUCUUUACUGCUUUCUAUACAUACAGUUUUCUUAUUGGUGCCAGUGCUGUGUAUGGAUUGGUGAUUUCCCUCUGCAUUUUUAGAAGGAAACUUGACGGCUGUAAAAAUCAGGGAGAAAACAGUGCUGUAAAGCCCGCCUCCAGCAUGCAAAUCAUUUACCCUUAACUGAAAAAGGUCAAUGCAAGCUGUGAUUAAGAGGAAGAGGAAGACUGCUCAGCGGGCCUCAAGGGUUUAAAUCCUCAUAUUUACCUUUUUAAUCAUACACAGUUAUAUAUAUAAUUGAUAAAUUCUCAUUAUAUCA
Messenger RNA from Xenopus laevis (African clawed frog), 1193 nucleotides. Its product is annotated as immunoglobulin kappa light chain-like. The record is from RefSeq and is a predicted model, not a curated record. The transcript has 5 exons. Bases 44 to 1057 code for a protein of 337 amino acids. Lineage: Eukaryota; Metazoa; Chordata; Amphibia; Anura; Pipidae.